This is a messenger RNA of Aspergillus vadensis CBS 113365, 504 nucleotides long. RefSeq lists its product as uncharacterized. The record is from RefSeq and is a predicted model, not a curated record. NCBI's taxonomy places the organism in Eukaryota, Fungi, Ascomycota, Eurotiomycetes, Eurotiales, Aspergillaceae. The transcript has a single exon. The coding region runs from base 164 to 460 and encodes 98 amino acids.
GCUGAACGCAAAACGACCCGCCACAAUCCCUUCCGGCGGAUGAUGACAAUCCACAUACAUAUGAUGGAUGCGCGGCACCAUCCAUGCCCAUGUCCAAUCAAUGACCUGACGAGACGAAUAUUCCCUGAGAUGGAAAUCUCACCGAUAGUCUCAAAACGAUGCAAUGCAAUGCGAACGCGCUGCGAUGAUUCAUGUAACGAUGAGGCAACGACUGAUUACGAUAGUUGGUCUCAUACCACUCUUUUUUUCACCUACUGAUUUCAGGUUAUGCUCAUGUCUGUCUGUCUUUGUGUCCAUCAUGACACCCAUUUCCUUGUCUGUCUGUCUAUCUAUCUACUGUCACUCGCUCCUAACCACCCACACUCACUACCCACUAUUGCUUGCAUUUGCCCGCACGGGCGCGCCUGUCACUCACUCCAUACUACUUCGAUUACUGAGCUCUUCUCAUACUAUACCAUAAACAAACAUACCAUAUGCCAUAACAAAGAAAACCACAUUCACCAC